This is a messenger RNA of Talaromyces marneffei, 1671 nucleotides long. RefSeq lists its product as uncharacterized. Lineage: Eukaryota; Fungi; Ascomycota; Eurotiomycetes; Eurotiales; Trichocomaceae. The record is from RefSeq and is a predicted model, not a curated record. Bases 1 to 1671 code for a protein of 556 amino acids. The transcript has 2 exons.
AUGGCGCCUAUUCAAUUCUUGUUUGCGUCGGCCAUUGUGUUUUCGGCGGCUGUUGCAGCCCCGAUUGAUACUAACUAUGUAGGUGCUGGGAAGGUGGGCGCGUCCCUUCCGAGCAAGCAUCAAAGCGAACCAAUGCGCAUGGCGAACCCGUCCAUGUCCAGCGCGCCUGUGAUGAAGGUCGAUACGCAGGCCAUGAAAUUGGUUGCUGAGAAGGCGGUUCAGACGCCUCCCAGUGGUCGACAGAGUCCUGGCGUGUUUCACAUGUUGGACAAGUUGCCUAUCAAGCGAGAGGAAAAGGAGGGCAUGGCACUGCCCCAGCUGGAUGAGAUCACUGAUCUGUUGACGAGUGCCAACUCUGUUCCCAAGCGGGAGGGAGAGGUCAAGCCACGUCAAUUUGGGUUUGUCAAGAGUCUCCCUGAAGCUCUUAAGGAGACUGAAAAUGUGGAGGACUUUGUCGCCAGUCUGCCGGUUAAGCGUGAUGGAAACGUGAUUCUCGAAGGUCUGGGUAAACUUGAUAGUGUGCUUCAAGGUACUCCGACGCGUGAGACUGAAAAAUCAAAGGCUCAUGGUGAGACUUAUGCCGAGAAAGGGCUAAAGGGAUUCAAGGGAUGGAUGGAUCAUGAUUCGAUGAAGAAACAGAAGGCUCCAGAUGUCCCCUCGGCAGCGGACCGGCGUGGUCUCAGUAAUGUUGCCAAGAGAGCUGAUCCUGUGAGAAAUCUUCUCAACAGCAUCCUUGUAAAGCGUGACACUGAGGGAGCCACGGCCAAGGCUCAUCAUGAGACCUAUUUCGAGAGAACAGUCAAACAAAUCCAGAAAUGGGUUCACAAUGGGGAGGAAGGCAAAACAUCAUCUGCAGUCAAGCGAGACAGUCCCGCCGACACCAUCACCAAUCUUAUCGGCAGUAUUCUCGCCAAGCGUGGGCAAAUGGCCACUGACAAAAGCAUGGUCGACGCAAUCGCAAAACGUGACACUGGGGGAGCCGCGUCCGAGGCUCAGAAAACCUAUAUCGAGAAAACACUCGAAGGAUUCGAGGGACUGAUUUACCAUGGAUCUAAGGACAAAGAAGCAGAACUUCCAGAAGUAGAAUCAGCAACCGAGUCACUCGGACUAGCUAAAGGACCCAAGGAUACCAGUCCCACCGACCCCAUCACCAGUCUUCUCGGCAGUAUUCUCGCCAAGCGUGAGCAAAUGGCUACUGACGAAAGCAUGGUCGACGCAAUCGCAAAGCGUGAUAUUGACGACGCAAUCACCACCGCUUCGGAAACUCUCAACGGCAUCGCAAAACGUAACGGCCUAGACUCCGCCGACACACUCAACAACGGCCUCAACAUUCGUCAGCUCGAUAUCCUCUCGACAUUGGAAACUAAUACUUUGAGCAAUGCCGGUAAUAUGGCUGGUGAUCUUGGAAAGGCUGCUGCCGGUAAACAUCGUCGUGGUAAUGGCGAUGCAGGCUCGGUUGCGGCUGAUGUUGCUGAAGGAGAGCAGACUUUGCAGGAUACCACGGCUGAUGUCGGCGGACAUUUGGAUAAGAGACAGGUUCCUCCCAUUUCUGGAGCCGAUGCUUUUGACGUCCUCAAGGGAGUAGUUAGGCAUCCGGAUGUGGCUUUGACACCGGUUAUGGAUGGCGUUUUACUUGGAGGCAAAUCGUUGAAGGAUAUGAGUCCUCAGUAA